AUGAGAGUGUCUACAUUAAGAGUCAAAACGUUGAUCAUAUUUUUUCAAGCGUUCUUUUUUAUAUUUAUUUGCUACUAUUUGUUUAAUAUUUAUUGUCCUGAUGGUAAAUGUGGAAAAAAAAAUUCGCCUCGAGUUAUUUACCCUUCGAAUUAUUUUUAUCCUUGCAUUGCUGUACUUAUUGACUUUCGUACAGUUGAUCGUAUAAUCACUAUUGUUCAUAAUGUUAAUCAGCAUAUUCCGUCAACAUGGCCAAUUCAAAUAUUUCAUGGAAAAGAAAAUGAAGAUUUCAUUAAAAAUUCAACUUUAGCACCACUAAUUGCAUCAAGAAAAAUAUUUCUUACUUUAAUGGAUCAAGUUUAUGGCUAUGCUCGAACAAAUGAAUUAUUAACAGAUCCUAAAUUUUGGCUACGCGUUCGUGGUGAAAAAGUUCUUUUGUUUCAAAUCGAUUCAGUUAUGUGUUCAAAUUCUCCGCAUAAAAUCACUGAUUAUCUUCAAUAUGAUUAUAUUGGUGCUCCAUGGGAUCCAUCUUGGUAUGGACCUAGCAAGGAUUUAGUCGGUAAUGGUGGAUUUUCAUUACGAAGUCGUAGUAAGAUGCUUGCUGUACUUGCACUUGUUCCAUAUGAUAAAUCAACACAAGAAGACGUUUGGUACUCACUGAAUUUACGCUUUGUAAAUGGAUCAAUUGCUCCAGUAAAUGUAGCUAAAACAUUUUCAGUUGAAACACUAUAUUAUGAAAGACCAUUAGCUGUACAUCGACUUCCUGUAAAUUGUUCAAUUUUAACAAAAUUGUUCAAAACAUGUCCUGAAUCAAGGAUAAUAGCGAUGAACACCUGCAAAUAA
Molecule: messenger RNA, 840 nt
Organism: Rotaria sp. Silwood2
Lineage: Eukaryota; Metazoa; Rotifera; Eurotatoria; Philodinida; Philodinidae
Source: the annotation of a GenBank genome assembly